AUGCCCGCCGGUAAGACCAGGAAAAGGAUUCGCAACAGGCUCUUCGCGCCGUGCCGGUCGCGGCAUGAGGGAGCCCUCAACGGCAGCGCCGGCCUCAACCCGCCGGCCCGGAGCGUCACCACCCGCACCACUCCGGACCGCGCCGUCUCCCCUAUUCCUCCCUCAUCGCACGGCGGCGGCGGGCACGCGCUGCACCAGGGCGCGGCGGGGAUGAGGUCGCGCACGUCGAUCUACACUGAUGCGGCGCUGACGCCCUCUUACCGCUCGCACCCGCAGCUCGCGUCCAUCAACGUGCCGGAGAACGGGCUGGCGAGGGGCACGCUGAAGGUGCGCAACCCGACCGCCUCGCUCGCCUCGGGCGCGUCGUCAGCCUACUCGGUGCAGAGCUGCUGCUCGCCGCAGCUGUCGACCAUCACCGAGUCGAAUAAAGGGCGGAAAACCGGGACGAAGGCGUCAUCCAGCAGCGCCACGUCGCACUACUCCUCCCAAUAUCAGGAUCAUCAGCCGUCAGACGCUGCCCCGCGUCUGGAAGAACCGAAGGAAUCCGCGCGAUCAGAAGAGCUGCCGGAAGAAGGGAACGUGGAACAAUCAGAGGCCAUUGCCGACGCGCAUACUCCGGAGCGGAUCCCAGCAGCCGACAACACCAACACCAACAACAACAACACCCUCACACCAGACUGGCGGCGGCGCAAUGACUCGCAUUCUUCUCUGCUCAAAUCACGUGCCGAGUUCUGCCGGCAGCCCGUCGACUCGCCCUUCGCGGGCGCCUUUCCGGAAGACAUAGCGGCGACGGCGUACGCGCUGAUUGCCGCCUCCGAGUCGGUCCAGGAGCUGAGGGAUGCGCUGGAAUGGGCCGACAACGGCUCCUAUUGCAGCGAGAAGCAUGAUUACCGCCGUGACGGGGAGGACGUCGAGGUCGACCGGGCGAUGGACUGCGAUCCAGCACAGCCGAUGUCCGAGACAGCAGCAGCAGAACCUCUCACCGCUUCCACCGAUGCCGCCGCCACUGCUAAAGAUGCGGAUGCCGAAAGCGUCAAGGCCGAGCCGGAACCGCCAAUCAGCGUGGAUGGUUCCGUGUCCGUGUACUCGCAGACGUUGGAGCAGGGGCAGGAUCAGCCGCGCGAUGCCAUCAUCUCCACCACCGUUGGUGAACUGUUCGCACCGACAGGUGGUGACGCGGCGGCGGUGCCCAGCGGUGUCGAGGAGAGAGGAGAAGCGGAAGUCCCGGCCGUCGAGCAGCCGGCCACCGAGCCUCCGGCCCCGACCUUCUUCGCCGAGUUGACGUUUAGGCCGGCGCCGCUCAGGCCGCUGAAGCGGUCUGAGACGCCUGUUGAGGAUGAGGACGAGGGCGCGGACCCGGAUGUUGCAAUGUUGGAGGUUGAGGAUGAGGUCCUGGCUCCUGUUGAGACUGAGGAUGAGGUCCUGGCUACUAUUGAGACUGAGGAUGAGAUCUUGGCCCCCGUUGAGGCUGAGGUUCACGAUAUCAGCGCUCAGGAGACUUCUCAAAAGGAAACUGCUCAGCUUGAGGAACGGCCAAAGUCGUCACUGACCAACGAUGAUCGGAUCACGGGCCCAGUAGAUCCGGCAUCGUCUGGUCCGGAAGAGAUUGAGAUGGAGCAAGCACCCGCUCAGGAUCAGGAUCAUGAUGUUGAAGUUGUGGAAUCGGUGGAGACGGAGCUUUUGAUGCCAGAGGAUCGUCCAAAGACUUCUGGGAGUCGUGCGGUUUCUCUUCCAGACCCUGACUUCCUCAUCGCCUUCCCAACAGCUGAGCCUCGUGCUGAGUCUCCGGUUGUCGAUGGUCAAGACUCUGCUACUUUCACGCAGUCCGCACCGCCACCGGCAGUUGAUGAGGUUGUUGAUGCGCGGCCGCAUACGCCAGAUCAUGCCAUUCGCGAACCCGCGUCUCCGGACGUGGAAAUGAUCUCGCAGCCUCCGGACGAUGUAAGAUCUCUAGGUGACCACCAACAAAGCUCUCCGGAUGACGGAAGAAGUCCUCCUCUCGACGGUAGGGACGCUCCGACCGAAGGAAGCUCUCCGAACGAUGAUACGAACCCUCCAUCUGACACGCGCGUUCCAGAUGAAAGCAUCAAAAGCGGCCCGUCAGAAGACGAGGAAAACAACAACUACGACGACGAAUGCUACUACCCGGACGACGACGGCAGCAGCAGCAGGGACUCGGAGUACUCGUCCUCCCUUAACGGACAGACGCUCGUCGAAGAACACAGCAACGGCAAAGAAGUCGGCAUCUUUCCUCCAACGGAUGCCGCCCUGGCAGAAGCGCGCCCUGAUGGUGCGGAAGCGGCAGAGGCUGCUGCUGAAGAGCAAGUUGGCCAGCCUCGUUCUCCAGCGGCUUCUCCUCAGCAUUCAGCCGCCCAAGCAGACGGCCUACCAACUCCAGCCUAUGACCAGCUGGAGGAAUGUCCACCUCCAGCAAUAAAGGUCCAGGCCGUGGCGCCCCCGACCCCGGAAACCCCACCACAACCUACCUACCUUGACGAAGAGGAUAUUCCUGACACUACUAACAACACCCCUUUCCCCGCUUUCUUCGCCUCCAAGACCUACAGCACCUGGUCAUCCCGCGGCGGCCUCCUGCGCAUCACCGGCGCGCCGGGCGCGGGCAAGUCGACGCUGAUGGCCAACCUGGUGGAGCACUUUGAGGAGACGAUGAUGAUGACGGCUGCCAACGCCGCCGAUGACGUUGAUGGUCGCCCGCGCAGCAGCAACGGGACCAUCGUCUCGUACACAUUCCACGCCGCCGAGCCCGUCAUGGUGGACCCGGGCCAGCACGCCCGCGGAAAGCCCGUCUCCGGCCUCCUGCACGCGCUGGGCCAUCAACUCGCCCAGCAGGAGCAGCAGCAGCAGGACAAGAACGACUACUUCCUCCACACCGCCAACGACGCUCCAUCGGAGCUCGCAACGCUCUACGCGGCUGACGGCGACGAGCAGCAGCAACACUCGUCGAGCAGCAGCAGGUGGGAUCUGUCGGAGAUGGAGCUGCAGGAAGUGUUGCUCAAGCAUGCGCGGACGAGGUAUUGCGGAGGAGCGGCACCGGGGAAGAUGCGGGGGCGGCGGCUGUGGGUCUUUGUGGACGCGGUGGACGAGGUUGGAGAUGAGGAGGCGGUGAGCGACCUGCUGGACUUCUUCGCGAAGCUGGCGGCGGUCCCGGCGGUGGGAGUGUGCGUGUCGGCGAAGGAGGAUGUAGGAAAGAAGGUGUUCGGACGGUGCGGCGACGACAACGAUCUGCAGGUGCGCGUCGAGGACUUCAACGCGGAUGACAUUGCGGACUAUGUUCGCAGCGAGCUGGCCUUCACACUGAAUCACUUCAACGAAAGAGAUCUGGAAGCCGUGAGCCAAGUCAUUGAGAAGAGAUCGAGAAAUGUCUUCCUCUGGGCCAUUCUGGCCGUCGACAUGAUCCAACGGGACUGCAGAGGCCGCACACGCAAGCAGAUCCGCGAGGCAGUGGAGCGGCUCCCCUUCAACCUGGACGAGAUCUACCUCGAGCGCAUCCUGAACAUCCCGGCCGAAGAUCGCGAGCCAUGUCUCCGCCUUUUCCAGUGGGUCUGCUUUGCCACGCGGCCACUGACGCUGCGCGAGCUCCGCGUUGCCCUCGUGCUACGCCCGGAGACCAAGAGCCUGGCCGACGUCUACGCCGCGCCUGACUACAUCGCCAGCGACGCUGACAUCGCAGACGUCCUCCACCACCUCAGCCGCGGUCUCCUCCACGUGCCGGCCUUCGACGUCCACUCGGCUCCCAUCGCCGCACCCGUCCACGCCUCUGCAAAGGACUUCCUCGUCUCCCGCAACGGCUUGGAUAUCCUCGCCGCUGGGAAGGCAUCCACUCCCACACGCACUACGACCGACCUCUUCCUCUCCCGCCGACUGCUCCACUUCCUCUCCUUCCCGGAGUACCAUGAUACGUCGAGGGACCCGGCGACGCUUCCCCUCGCCUCCUAUGCCACCUACUCCUGGCACCUCCACGCCGAGUCGGCCGAGCACCACGGCGCCAACCAGGCCGACUUGCUCGACCUGCUCCACGCAGCGCCGACAUUCCCGCGCUGGUGGUGGUGCCACGCCACCAUCCUGUCGUCGCCCUCGUUCUCGCACCCCAACCAGCCGCCGCUGGACGUCAUGGACGACCGCCUGGCCGAGCUGCUCUACAUCCAGCACCGGCGCGCCGACCUGACCAUCUUCGACCUGGCCGCGGCGUGCGGCCUCUGCAGCACCAUCGGCGCCGCCCUGACCGCCAUCGCCGAGACGCUCUCGCCCACCUCGUCGACCAGCGGCGGCCUCGACGACGUCGGUGGUGCCUCAUCUGAGCGCACCCUCCUCCACUGGGCCGCCUUCUCGGGCAACGAGGCCAUGGUCGACUUCUUCCUGCGCCGCCCCGACGUGCGCACCGCCGCCGUCGACCGCCGCGGGCAGACGGCCCUGCACAUCGCCGUCAUCCAGGGCCACGCCCGCAUCGUGCGCACCCUCGUCGCCGCCAUGCCCCCGGACGUCAUCGACCGCCGCGACGAGGACGGCCGCGCCGCCCUGCACUACGCCACGCUGCUGCAGGACAAGGCCGUCAUCGAGGCACUCCUCGACUCUUCGUCCUGCGGCAACCGCGCCGACGUCAACGUGCGCGACGCAUCCGGCGCGACGCCCCUCUUCGCCCCCUGCAAGGCCGGCGACGCCGACGUCGUCGCCCGCUUCCUCGAGCUGGGUGGCCCCGCCGUCAACGUCAACAUCCGCACCGACGACGACAAGAACCCGACCAGGAAGCAGACGGUCCUCCACGCAGCCGUCUCCCGCCGCCGCCGCGCCGUCGUCCGCCUCCUCGUGCGCUCGCGCCCGGACCUCGACGUCAACGCCCGCGACGGCGCCGGCGACGGCGCCCUGGCCCUCGCCGUGCGCAUGGAGGACGUCUCCAUGGCGGCCGUCCUGCUCGAGCGCCGCGACCUCGACGUCAACGCGCGUCGACAAGGUGGCGAUGGCGCCAGCUGCUACGGCCCCCUGCUGGCCGCCGUGUCGACGGGCAACGAGGCGCUGGUGCGCGAGCUGCUCAAGCGGCCUGAUUUGGAUGUCAAUGCCCGCGGCGAGCACUGGCGCUCGCCGCUGUCCAUCGCCGUCGGUCUGGGCAAUGUUGCUGUCGUGCGCCUGCUCGUCGGCCUCCGGCCCGAUUUGGAUGUUAAUGCGCGGGAUGUCGAUGGCUGCACGGCGCUGAUGGAUGCGGUGGCGAGUGGGAGGGAGGAUAUCGUGGCGGCGCUGCUGGGAAGGGCGGACGUUGAUGUGCUUUCGAGCCAUUCGGUGUUGAUGUCGAUGGCGCAGGAGAGCCGGAGCGAGGGGGUUGUGAGGUUGUUGAGGGAGAGAUACCAUCGUGGGUUUUGA
Molecule: messenger RNA, 5370 nt
Organism: Lasiodiplodia theobromae
Lineage: Eukaryota; Fungi; Ascomycota; Dothideomycetes; Botryosphaeriales; Botryosphaeriaceae
Product: Sex-determining protein fem-1
Exons: 1
Coding region: 1-5370 (1789 amino acids)
Molecular function (GO): protein binding
Source: RefSeq, a predicted model, not a curated record